AUUCCUUUAUACAAAUAAAAAUUUGAAUAUAUUUUCUUAGACAAAUUCUCAUUUCCUUCCUUAAAUCCCACGCAUUGUACCUUGUUUGAAGAGGGACAGGAUAAACACUCCAGAACUUUCUUUUGUUGCAUCUCCAUAUCUUCUUCCCCCUCUUUCUUUCUCAUCCCUCAACAAUGGCUGCUCUUCGCAAUGCAGUAUUGAAACACAUUAGGGUGGCGGUUAGUCCACACUCCCAAAACCCUAACUCUUCAUUUUCGAUUUCAUCUUCCUUAAACUCUUUACUCACUCGCCGCCAUUAUUGCGACGAGGUUCGAGGUUCUUUCCUCGACAAGUCCGACGUCACUGAUCGUGUCAUCAAUGUCAUUAAAAACUUUCAGAAAGUUGACCCUUCCAAGGUUACCCCCAAAGCACACUUCCAGAAUGAUCUUGGGCUAGAUAGUUUGGAUUCUGUUGAAGUUGUGAUGGCUCUUGAAGAAGAAUUUUGCUUUGAGAUCCCAGACAAUGAAGCAGACAAGAUCAACUCUAUCGAAAUGGCAGUUAAUUUCAUUGCUUCACACCCUCAAGCAAAAUAGAUGGCCAGUUUCAUAUGUCCCGUUUACUUAGCUAUCAGAAUUUUACAGAAUUUGCUUUAGAGACAACUUGGGGCUUAUUUUUUUUAACCUUAAAGCAAGUUCAUGUCAUUAGUCUCAAGAGGUGUUUUUCCCACUCAAAUCCAAUUACUUUGUACUGUAAUUCUCAUCUGUAGAGAUCUUUUUUUGUGAGGCAGGUAUCAUUACGCUAAGAGCUGCUAAUAAUCGCUGUAAAUUUCCAAUAAUUUAUGACACUACUGGUAUAAACCCCGUGAUUGCACGGAUUU
Amaranthus tricolor (Joseph's coat) is the source of this 856-nucleotide messenger RNA. RefSeq names its product acyl carrier protein 2, mitochondrial-like. The record is from RefSeq and is a predicted model, not a curated record. Gene Ontology annotation, molecular function: acyl carrier activity; acyl binding. Gene Ontology annotation, biological process: fatty acid biosynthetic process. Gene Ontology annotation, cellular component: mitochondrion. The coding region runs from base 174 to 572 and encodes 132 amino acids. The transcript has 2 exons. NCBI's taxonomy places the organism in Eukaryota, Viridiplantae, Streptophyta, Magnoliopsida, Caryophyllales, Amaranthaceae.